Messenger RNA from Canariomyces notabilis, 1161 nucleotides. RefSeq names its product L domain-like protein. The transcript is spliced from 3 exons. The coding region runs from base 1 to 1161 and encodes 386 amino acids. Gene Ontology annotation, molecular function: protein binding. The record is from RefSeq and is a predicted model, not a curated record. Lineage: Eukaryota; Fungi; Ascomycota; Sordariomycetes; Sordariales; Chaetomiaceae.
AUGCCCGCUCCUCUUGACGAGUCUCCCCGGUCCCGGGGACAUCGCAUCGAGCUUGUGGACGACAAUCCUUCCCCGAGGCACGAUGGCGAAAGUAGUCCUGGGCUAAGGAGUAGCAAGGGCUGGGACGGAAAACUGCGAGUAUCCAAGAAUGCUGUGCUUGCGAACCCCGAGGCGCUCUCAGAUCCAGAAUAUUCAGACGAAGAGAAUGUCAUUCCUGGCGAGGAACUCGAUGCAGAUGAAGGCAAAAGCUCCCUAGUGACAGACUUGUUGGACGGCGAGGAUCCAGAGACAGACGAGAUCGUCUGCACUCAGUCACGAGUUCAGUCAAUGUCCGCCCUCCGCCUUGAGCGCUUUCAGCAAGUAGCACGCAUCUGCCUGCGGCAGAACCUUAUCCAGGACAUCGAAGGCCUUUCGGGCGUCGCAGGUUCCCUCAAAGAACUCGACCUCUAUGACAACCUAAUCUCACACGUGCGCGGCCUCGACGACCUGGUCAAUCUAACAACGCUGGACCUAUCCUUCAACAAGAUCAAACACAUCAAGCACGUAUCGCACCUGUCCAACUUAACCGACCUCUACCUCGUGUCCAACAAAAUAUCCAAAAUCGAAGGUCUGUCCGGCCUCACCAAGCUGCGCAACCUCGAGCUGGGCUCAAACCGGGUCCGCGUCCUCGAGAACCUCGAGUCGCUCACAUCGCUCGAAGACCUCUGGGUAGCCAAGAACAAGAUCACAUCCAUGACCGGCCUCGCGGGGCUGCCGAACCUGCGCCUGCUGUCGAUCCAGUCGAACCGCAUCCGGGACCUGUCCCCGCUGCGGGACGUGCCGCAGCUCGAGGAGCUGUACAUCUCGCACAACGCGCUCGAGUCGCUCGAAGGGCUCGAGCACAACACCAAGCUGCGCGUCCUCGAGGUGUCCAACAACAAGAUCGCCUCGCUCAAGGGCCUGGGCCCGCUGCGCGACCUGGAGGAGCUCUGGGCGAGCUACAACCUCCUGGCGGACUUUGCCGACGUCGAGACACACCUGAGGGACAAGCAGUCGCUCACGACGGUCUACUUCGAGGGAAACCCCCUCCAGCUGAGAGCGCCGGCGCUGUAUAGGAACAAGGUCCGCUUGGCGCUGCCCCAGGUCCAGCAGAUUGAUGCUACGUUUGUACGAGCAUCAUAG